AUGCUAGAGAUGACAAUGGAGGACUUUGAUUUCUUGCUGGGGCUGGUAGAGCUGUACAUCGCAAGGUCCAAGCUCGCAGUGUCCUGGUGCAACAAGCCUUACAGAAAGAAGCACCCUGUGGCAGGCAGCUCCAUGCUUGACUGUGAGGGAAUGGAGAGCCAUGGUCUCCGCAACAUGCCUCCGGUGGAGCCCAUGGUGGUGGCACAUCUCCACCUGAAGACAUCGCUGUCCUUGCUGGGGGCCACACUCCCAACAGAGCGGACCGUUUCCGAUAAAGCAUACAAAGCGGCUGCACUGAUGGCUCGAGCCCUGUGUAUUCUGUCUCAGCCUAAGUUUUGGGCUGUAGAAGUCACAGCACUUUGCCUCAGGACCAAACUGGAAAAAGGGAGCUCCCGAUGUGUUGAGAGAGCCAUGAUGCAAACCCAGGUGAUAGUAGACCACUUUGAAGACAAGAACUGUCCUGUGACUGAGAGGCUCAAGGGGUUCUACUUCUGCCAAGCUCCAACCAGAUGGAAUGUCCAGAAACAGCUGGCCAGCCUGCUGAUGGACCUCGGCUGCAACAGUUCAGCUCUGCUUCUUUAUGAGAAGCUGGAGCUCUGGGAGGAUGCAGUUAUCUGCCAUGAGAGGCUGGGCCAACAUGGCAAGGCUGAGGAAAUCGUUCGCCGCGAGUUGGAGAAGAAGGAGACGCCCAGUCUGUACUGCCUCCUGGGAGACAUAUUGAGGGACCAUCAGUACUAUGACCGAGCAUGGGAGCUUUCGGGCCAACGCAGUGCCAGAGCCAUGCGCUCCAAAGCCCUGCUGCACCUUCGCAACAAGGAGUUCCAGCAGUGCGUGGACUGCUUUGAGCACUCAGUCAAAAUCAACACUAUGCAGCUCGGCGUGUGGUUUUCCCUCGGCUGUGCCUACUUUGCCCUGGAGGGCUAUGAGGGAGCUGCCAAGGCUUUCCAGAGGUGUGUGGGACUAGAGCCAGAUAAUGCAGAAGCGUGGAACAACCUCUCUACAGCCUAUAUUCGCCUCCAGAAGAAAAACAAAGCCUUUCGUACCCUGCAGGAAGCCCUAAAGUGUAACUUCGAACACUGGCAGAUCUGGGAGAACUUCAUCGUUGUAAGCAUUGACAUCGGGGAGUUUGCUGAAGCCAUCAGGGCCUACCAUCGCUUGAUGGACCUCAGGGAAAACUACAAGGACAUCCAGAUUCUACAAAUCCUGGUUCGGGCAGUUGUUGAAAACUUGAUGGACAGUCAUGGCGAGCAGGCAGUGACUCAGCAGUCCAAAGUGAAGGAGCUUUUGGGCCGGGUCAGUUCCCGCCACAGCAGUGACUCUGAGAUAUGGCAGCAGUACGCUCUGCUGUACGGAGAUGGACACAGCUCUGACCCAGAGGACAACGAAAAGGCUCUGCAGUUCUUGUCCAAGGCUCAUCGCUGCAAGGUUCAGACUGGUGGCUGGGAGAAAGAACCUGCUCUCUUCAAGGAGGUGAUCAAGAAAGCCAUCAAUAUGGGUGAAGUGACCAUCAGUUGCUGUAAGAAGAAGGCUAAUCCAACAGAAGCUGUACAGAUGCUCUCAUCCACCCGCCUCAGCCUCAAGAGUCUGGCCACUAAAGCUAAGCAAAUGCAUAUAGAUGUGGCCACGGGUCAGAUCCAUGGUGAGCUGCAGGACAGUGUCACUGCUCUGGAACAAGUCAUCACAGACCUGCAGGAGCUGAGUGGGAAGCUGCGUGACCAAUCACAGUGACCGUCUGCGCAGGAAAAAUCAGAAGCUGUGGCCCUGAAGGCUCCUAAGUAGUAAAGACUAAUCCGAAACAGACAGACUCAGCUGUAGGCAUCAGCUUUGUGUAUGGCCGAACGCCUUAAAAUCAAGAGUUUUACAUGUGACACUUGAGAAUAACACAAGGUUAAAUGAGAAUGCUUAAUGUUUUAUUUUGUAGUCAUGAUGUUUUUAUACCUCUAUAUCCACAUUGGACUGUAAACAAUGACUAUAAGCCAUCAAAGAAUAAAAUAUCUAAAAUUCUG
Epinephelus lanceolatus (giant grouper) is the source of this 2006-nucleotide messenger RNA. The record is from RefSeq and is a predicted model, not a curated record. Lineage: Eukaryota; Metazoa; Chordata; Actinopteri; Perciformes; Serranidae.